CAAACCUCGCCUGCCCGUGCUCUGCCCUGGCACUCCUGGCUGCUGCUUGCUGUAAUGAGGCAGAUGUCAACAAAACAAUGCGCAGGGCAGGGGGACCAUGGGGGGGAGCACCCUCCCCCCACCUUUCAAACGCCUGCCGGCUCGCGCCUCCCUCCGCUCAAUAAGUUGCCUGGCUCUGAUUUUUUGCCCGGCUGGCACUCCAUCACCAAUUCAUUCCUCCCUCUCCGGCUGUUUGUUGCUUGACGCGCCGUCCUUUUCUCACCCUCACUCGCCCCCAUCGCACCUUUCUGGCUGCUUCCCUCUGUCAUACCAGUAUCCAGGUUAGGUAGUCUCUGCCUUCGCGCUUCUUUCGUCUUCUUCUAUCCAGCCUAGGUCCAGAGGUCCAGGCGCACCAGGUCCAAGCUCAGGUGCAGGUACAGGUGCCUACCACUGGUCCGGAACACAAGGUUCCCUUCUCUUGUCGUGGCUUCUUGACUUUCUACCUUAUCGCCGGCUCUUCCACCUGCAACGCAUAAUUUCCCUCGGGAAGCUUGUUCGUCGUCCGACGAGCAACACGCACCCUUGCCUUCUCGCCCAGUCGCCAACAACAGGCCGACAUAAACAAACACAAUGGCGCUACAGAACGCUUACCUGCGCUUCCUCGCUGCGCCGGACCCGUCCGCCCUGGCCGAAAACGCGUCGCUGAGCUACAUAACCACCACCACCACCGUCGCUGGUGACGCCGAAGUUGUCCAGCAUCUCACUGACUUGCGCAAGCACCUCAACAAGACCAAGGAGGAUAUCCUCUCCUCCAUCGAGGGUCGCGAUGGUCUCGGCAUUGCUCUCGAGACGGAAACCUCGCUCGAGUUCACCGUCAGCGGCGGGCCGUAUCUCCCUGGGCUGGACGACAACUUUGUUACUGACCGCGGUGUCCACCUUGUUGUGACGCACUUUGUGGCCUUUGACAGGGCCGGCAAGAUCGUGCAGAUUCGCCAGUCUUGGGACCAGGCCUCGCUCCUGAAACAGCUCGAUGUUAUUGGCAGGAGCGGCCGCAACUGGCCUAUCCGGGAUAGCAAGGACCAGAUCAAGCUGAUCACCAAGUGCGUUGGCGGCUCCGCCGCCGCGACGGAAGCGGCAGACCUGGCUUCGCGCUCGCGCGGAAGCUCGACCAAUGCCAUGCGCGACCCGCACGCGACCCUGAACCUCUUUGCCCCCCGCGCCGAGGAACCCGAGCCCGAGAGCAUCAUCUCCCCCUACGCCGGCAAGACGCGACCCCACCAGCGGUCCUUCACCGAGAUCCUCGGCGAUGAGCCCGAGGACGACGAUGGCUCGGGAGUGUCUGGCGACUCCCCCUCCAAGAGCGUGAUUGCGCCCAAGGGCGGGGCUGGCAAGAACUUCCAGCCUAUGCGGCUCUUCGAUGGCGCGGCCGAGGCCCAGGGGCCCGACUCGCCCGAGCAGAGGGCCCCCGACCGCUUCUACCGCCCAAACCCCAAGAAGUACGAGCAUUUUGAUUUUGUCGACGGUAGUGACCCGAAGGACGCGCCUGUCAAGGGCACCGCGUUUGAGGAUGUGGCGAACGGAAAGCACAAGAGUCAGUGGGCUUUCGAGGACUUCACAACUCCUUCGAAGCCGCGUCCCCGACCCACGUGGUCUCAGGAGGAGCGGCACUGGAGCACCGAGAACAGCGAAGUAGCUGAGACGCCAGUGGCCCAGAAGCCCGCCCCGCCCAAGCCUCGUCGGGACGCGGCGGCCCACUUCGAGCUCCAGGACGACGGCGAACCUAGUGGCGAGCCGCGCCCGGCCGGCAGGCCGCGCGGCGCCGGCCACAACGACGGCCUCGGCCUGUACAAGAACAACCUGUACAGCGCCGACGGCUCGGCACCCCCGGAGGAUACCGACUCGCGUGUGCUCGGCAACAUAACGAACAUCAAAGAGAGGCGCCGCGACUUCAACUCCAAGUUUGAGAUGACUGACGACAGCCCCAGGCAAUCCGAAUUUGGCGCCAAUGUGUCCAGGCCACCCGUCCCGGAGGAUCGCAAGAAGGCCGUCAAGAACAUGGAGGCCAACUGGUCCUCGUACGACAAGUCUCCCGCCUCCCAGAAGGAGAACAGCCUCCCGGUCGCUCGCGGCGUCAAGAAGACGGACGAGCGCGGAAUCGUCAUCGGCGGAGACGGAAUGGGCGGCAAGAAGGGGACCAACCGAGACUGGCUCUACAGCGAGGAGGCCGAGGAGGCCGAGGAGACGCUACAGCCUCGCCCCGUUGCUGGCAAGAAGCAAGGUGUCCCCGUCAAGUCGGGCAACUUCUGGGACUUUUGAGAGGCGCGACGCGUGCCAGUCUAUCUCUCCGUGAUGGCUCUUCGGUUCCCAUAUUGUCUUUAUUAUGAUGUGAUGCGCCUCACGCUGCUCACGAUUACGUAGACUUUGUACUUUUUCCUCAUGACUGAGCACAGAGCUAGACCGAGCACGGAAGUGUCGAGCUCAUGCAGCGCUGCUGGCGCCCUUUCCCAUGUCUUGUUGGCAGCUUUGCGCAGAUAGCCAUUUUGUUUCAUAAAAAGUUCACCUGCCA
Gaeumannomyces tritici R3-111a-1 is the source of this 2545-nucleotide messenger RNA. RefSeq lists its product as hypothetical. Bases 610 to 2295 code for a protein of 561 amino acids. The transcript has 3 exons. Lineage: Eukaryota; Fungi; Ascomycota; Sordariomycetes; Magnaporthales; Magnaporthaceae. The record is from RefSeq and is a predicted model, not a curated record.